UACCUACAGUGUACAGUAACGUAAUGCAUAUGAUUAAAAUAUGUUUUAAAUUACAACCUGUGUGAUCUCGUUCGAGAAAUAAUUAGUAUUGUACUCGGAGCAGUUUGUGUCGUUAAUUGCAGUAGAAGGUCGUAGGUGGGGAUAAUAAUAAUUUAUUGUCAGUCCGAUUAUUAUUCAUUUCCACGAAGAUAGUCUCGUUGAAUGGUUUAGUGACAGUGCGAACAAAAAAUCAAAAUGAGUGUAACAUUAUCCGAAGAAAAAAAUGACCUAGUUAAAGCCAUAGCCAAAAGCCAAGGUUUCGAUGAUUACACAGUGAAUAUUACAUCAGGAUCAAUGAAAGGAGAUGGUUAUUUAGGUAUAAUUUAUACGGUCUAUAUUCAAGAUAAACGUAAAAUCAGCAAACAUUUACACCUGAUCAUGAAAUCAGCUUUGACAGAAGAAACACUAAGAGAAAACAGCCCAAUUAAGAAAGCAUACGACAGGGAAAUUUAUUUGUACAACGUCGUGUUUCCUGCAUUCGAUUUAUUGUCUCACGAAGUUGGAAUUACGAACAGAUUUUGUGAAACAGCCAAAUACUACGGAAGCUUGUCGGUAGAUAAAGAAGAGUGUAUUGUUUUAGAAAACCUCAAAGAAAUGAAUUUUAAACUGUGGAAUCGCAAACUGGCAAUGGAUGAAAAUCAUGUCGCUCUCGUAUUUAAAACAUACGCCAAGUUCCACGGAACAGGGUUGGCGUUAAAACUUUUGAAACCCGAAAAAUAUGAAGAAUUAUGCAAGAAUUUAAAGAACAUUUUUCGAAAAGAUGAAGAAAAUGAAGAGGAUGCGAAACAAUUUCAAGAAAACAUGAAAUUCGUUUUUGGUAAUGGAUUCAGAGCGGUGGCAAACGACGAAAAAGCUACGCAGGGAUUAACAAAAUUUGCUCAAGGAUGUAAGCAAUUUUUUAUGGAAGAUCUCCAGAAAGCUGAAUAUUCCACUAUUUUACACGGUGACUGCUGGUGUAACAACAUGAUGUUUAAGUAUAAUAAUCUUGAAGAUUCCUCAAGGCCAAGUGAAAUGUGUCUCCUAGAUUGGCAAAUCUCUCAAACUGGUUCUCCAGUUCUGGAUUUGUCAUACUUUUUUUAUGCCUGUAGUGCGAAAAACGUUCUCUACAAACUCAAAGAUUUUUUGACAAUUUAUCACCAAAAUCUUUCUAAAACUCUUGAAGAAGCAGGAGUGAACCCAAAUGAUAUACCCACGUAUGAAGGAUUAGAAGAUCAGUGGAAAUUCUAUUCUAAACACGGUUUAUUUAUGACACUUUUUGUGAUGAAAGUUAUUUUAAGUGAAGUCGAAGAAGCUCCUGACCUGAGUGAAUUAGCAAAAUCGGGAAAAAAUUUAAUUGAAUCUAUAUCCGGGACAGAAUCAAAAAAUAUGGAAGCAAUUAAUAAAAGACUUGCUGAUGUAAUAGUAUUUAUGAACGAACAGGAUUAUUUAUAAAGUACAAAGUACAAACUUUAUCAUUAGAGAAAUCAUGACGUGCAAAAUCUUUAUUAAGUUUCAUAGAAUAAAUUUCGUGCAAAUAUGUUAUGUACGACAUGUAGACAUAAUAUCAAAGGUUACAUUAAUGUGCUCAGUAUUUUAUCUAAAUAGUUUCGUAUUAUUUUUAAAUUAUUUUGAAGGAACAUAUUAAGCGUUGGUUAUUGUAGUAAAG
This is a messenger RNA of Zophobas morio, 1684 nucleotides long. RefSeq lists its product as uncharacterized. The transcript is spliced from 2 exons. The coding region runs from base 235 to 1470 and encodes 411 amino acids. The record is from RefSeq and is a predicted model, not a curated record. NCBI's taxonomy places the organism in Eukaryota, Metazoa, Arthropoda, Insecta, Coleoptera, Tenebrionidae.